AGCCCAGCCAUGGAGCAGCUGGGAACAUCCCAGUCCUUCACCACCAGGGCGCUGAAGUCUCUGCUGUCACUUCAUGGGGACAGACUUGUGCAAGACACCAAGCAUGAUGGAAGAAGUAAGAACACUCCUGGACUUCUGUGAAGGAGAUGUCGUGGAUGCCACAGUAAAAUCCCAAGUCAGCUGCUACAAGCUGACUCUUCUUGUGAAAAGGGUCUUGGCUUUCAUCUUCACUCCACUGGUGAGUUUGACCUCGGACCUGGAUCAAAUCAGGUGAGAAAAACACUGCAAAAACGUUGCACUUAGCCUUGGUGGUUUAGAGCACACCAGUGCAAUGUGAAGGAGUGAACACUGACCUGUGAGUCAAGCAGGUCUGUCUCCUCUGCUAUGGACCUGAGAUUUGGCCUGGGACAUCCCUUUGCUUCCCUGCCUCAGUUUCCCCAUGGGGACAGCGGUCUCCUUCUCAGCAGACUUUUCUCCCAAGCAUCCAUUGCUGUCCUUCACCUAGACGUGGGUCCACACAAAGCCACCCACUGUGACCCAUCCCAACCACCUUCAUGUAGCUGCUCCCCUCUGUGGCUGGGACUCUCUAGUUUCAUACAGCUCUUGGAGUGCCUCAGCAGGUCUACUCAGAGGGUGCAAAACAGGCUUGGAUUUUGAAACCAUCCUAUUCCUGAGGGUGAAUUGAAGCUUCACUCCCUGCAGUCACUCACCACUCCUUGUGUCCCCAGUACAGGCUGUGGUAGGAGCCGUGGGGCUGCCCGUGGACAUGCCGUGCAUGGCCUUGCGCUGGCAGGGGAAGUCAUACUUCCGGUUCAUGAAGGAGGUGGUGAUGCUCAUGCAGGGCUUCCUCAGCAGCAUCCUGCCACCUGGAAAUGCAGCUGUGCCUGCUGAUAAUUCUGCCCUUUGAAAUACCAAGCUGGUCCGGACACAGCUGGCUCUGCCUCUGUUAAACGUUUGCUGAGCAUCUAAAGGGCAGAUCAGAGCACAGGUCCCAGUGCACAAGUGGAUGUGGGAAGCCAAUGCCCUAACACUUCCCAGCACGGGGAAUAAAAUUUCCCACCUUUGCUCAGCCCAUCACAGAGGUUAUGGUGCUGUCACGUAGGCGAAGAGCCCACUUCUGCCUCAGGAAGUCCUUGCACAGAUUCCCGGAGGCUGGGAGAGGGCUGGGUAUUGCUGUGUGCUCACCAUGUUCAUAUGUGCCUUCUGGAGGCACUUGCUACAGCCAACACCAUGGGGCAGGAGCAGGAGCUGGAUGGGCUGCAGGCAUCUCCCCAUGCUGCUGCUCUUGAGAAACCAGCAGUAUCUCAGCUGAGGAGGCAUCCUCUGACCAGAGGUGCCACUGAAGGUGAACACAGUAAAAGACCAGCUUAAUUUGUUACCACAUAGCUAAUUGCUGUCAGCUCCAGGCUGUCUCUUAGAGGAUGCCAAAGCCAGUCGUGUUCAGAGUCCUUCAUAAAUUUCCCCAAUUCAGAAUAAGGAGAAGACGUUCCCCACUGACACGAAUUGUUACAGAAAACAACAGAGAGCUCUUACAACCACUAAGAAUGGACAAGACAAUGGAUGAAAAAUCAAUCAUGAGAGGACAACCUAGCCCUGAUGGGAAAAGGUUCUUCACCUUCCCUUCCAUAUCCAGUUCCACACCUGUUGGAGCAGGAUCAGGUUCUGGGCCUCUGGACAACAGGUGCAACCUUUUAAAGUUUUGUAAUGCACAGUGUAGCUGCCCAAAAACCCUUUUCAAGUUGGGAUCCAUAGGAGGACCCACCAUCCAAAACCGUCAGAGCAGAUCACAAACAGACCACAGCAUUGGCUUUGGGGCUGAUGUUGGCUGGGUUGUUGCCUGCAGCUCAGUGUAUGGUUCUUGCGUGCUUGUAGCGAGAGGCAUCUGUGUUGGAAAGACCUCAGACACUAGCUGUCCCAAUGUCUGUUGGAAUUAGUUGGCUUUUGGCCUGCAACCCUGUGGGAUUUUCCGCUCCUAAGGCAAUGCCAGUGUGCUCUGUCAUGGGGUGGAACAGCCUCUCCUUCUGGUGCACAGAGACAUCACAGCAGUGCUGAGCCCUAUCUCGCAGGCCUCCUGAAACAGCCUCUGGCCACCAUGGGAGCAGCAUGGGCUUAAGGGAUUUGGUAAGUGAGAGGGUACCCCACAGCUAUACAUCCUCUCGUCAUACCAUCACCCAUCCCCAGGCAGGAAAGUCUUGUGAUUUCAAGCUGUUUUUUCCCCUUCUGCAUUGUCCUCUCAGGCUACGCAGGAAAUAGAAGAGCAGCUAUUUCCUUGCUUCUUUUGUUCAGCUGAUCCCACAGCCCUUCCUCCCACAGUGCAAAACUUCCCACAGUCCAGAAAGCCCCUAUAAACUCAAUGCCCCAAGGUUCACUGGCCAAGCUUCACCUUUUCCUUUUCCCAGUUAAUCAUUCUCCACUUCAUGCUCCACUGAAGACAGCUUUGCAGAGGUCAGCUUUGGACUUAUAAACUAUUUGCUGACCCAAGGCGGUGGUGUUGGGAGGAGUGACAGGUCUGGAGAGGCAGGGGAUAUCUGCUCCUGCCUUGCUUUUCUUUCUCAUUCCAUCCCUGGAGACCAGAAGGCCACGUUAUGAUCCAGCUACCACUGAGACAGCUCCUGCCAGAGAGGGAGGUGGAUCCUUCUGCAGCCCUUGCCCUGCUCUGCAGCUCAGCAGCAGCUGUGGUGGUCUGGAAAUGGCUGGGCAAAAGGCAGAUCCAGAAGAAAAUGGAAGAUGCUCGGAGGACCCGGGAUGAGGGUUUGAAGAAAAUGGCAAAGAUUGUCCAGCAGUUCAGGGAGCAGGUCCCCAGCGUCCAGACAGAUGCCAUCCUGUCCCUGCCCCUGCUGGAACUCACUGGGAGACUGCGGGAAGGGUCUCUGUCCCCCAAGACUGUCCUCUACACCUACUUAGAGAAGGCCCUGGAAGUCACCCAGCAGACAAACUGCUUGCGACAUUUUAUCCCAGAGUGUGAAGAGCAGCUUCAGGAAAUACAACGGCAGGAGGAGAAAGGUCUGCUCUAUGGCAUUCCCAUCAGCAUCAAGGAUCACAUCGGCCACAAGGGGCAUCUGUUGACCUGUGGGCUUGUGCAAUGCCUGGGCACUGUGGCGCAGGAGGACAGUGUCCUCGUCAAAGUUUUGAAGAAACAGGGGGCCAUCCCCUUUGCAAUGACCAACGUGCCGCAAUCCCUCUUCAGCUACGACUGCAGCAAUCCCAUCUUCGGCCAGACCUUGAACCCCUUCAACCACCAGAAGAGCCCCGGGGGCUCCUCGGGAGGGGAGGGAGCUCUGAUCGCAGGAGGAGGCUCCAUCCUGGGCAUCGGCUCAGACAUCGGUGGCAGCAUCCGCCUGCCCUCCAGCUUCUGCGGGCUCUGUGGGCUCAAACCCACCGCCGAAAGGCUCAGCCUGUCUGGAGCGAGUGGUCCACUCAAUGGGAUCCUGGCAGUUCCUUGUGCGCUGGGGCCGAUGGCGAGGGAUGUGGACAGCCUGGCCCUCUGCAUGAAGGCUCUGCUCUGCCAGGAGAUGUUCCGGCUGGACCCCACCGUGCCCCCCAUCCCCUUCAAUGAGGAGGUGUACUCCAGCUCUGCUCCUCUGCGGGUCGGGUACUACGACACGGACGGCUACUUCCCCCUGCCCCCCUGCAUGCGGCGAGCACUGCAGGAAACCAGGGGGGCUCUGCAGGCAGCUGGACACCAGCUGGUGCCCUUUUCUCCACCUCGGAUCCACUAUGUCAUGACUGAACUGUUUCUGAAGACUUUUUUUGCUGAUGGAGGCCGUGCUUGGUUGGACGUGUUCACAGGAGAUAUUGUAGAUCCAAGCUUGAAAUCACAGGUGAAUGACUGCAAGAUCCCAAGGCUGGGGAAGAAGCUGCUGUCUCUGAUUCUGAAACCUCUGUUUCCCCGCCUGGCUGACUACCUGAGCGCCUUGGCUGGAAUGAGGUCAGUGAAGGAGAUGUGGAAUCAUCAACAUGAAAUACAGGUGUACCGCACCGAGUUCAUUGCCCGGUGGAGGGAACUCCAGCUGGACGUUGUGCUGUGCCCUGUCCUGGGGCCUGCCUUCACCACAGGAUACCCUGGGAAACUCCUCACUGCCAUCUCCUCCACGAUGCUCUACAAUGUCCUGAACUUCCCCGCUGGGGUUGUACCUGUCAGUACGGUGACAGAGGCUGAUGAGGAAGAGCUGAAGCUUUACCAAGGAUACUGUGAUGACCGCUGGGACCGGACGCUGAAACAGGCUGUGGCAGGAGCCGUGGGGCUGCCCGUGGCCGUGCAGUGCGUGGCCUUGCCGUGGCAGGAGGAGCUGUGUCUCCGGUUCAUGAAGGAGGUGGAGACCCUCAGCCGCAAGAAGAAAGCGGCAUAGCCUCCUCGGUCCCACACCGGCAGGGCCAGAGGCAGAAGGGAUGGUGCUGCACGACUUCUCCUUUGCAACCAGAAGUGCAAAGAUCAGAGCGAGGAGGGAAGGAGGAAGGAAAAGCCAUUUCCUGACCACACUCCUUGCCAGUAAUCAGGAUGCCACGCAGAGGGCAGGACUAGCUUAAGCUGGGUUCAGAUGACAAUAAAUCUAUGAACUGCACCAUCCUGGAGGGAUGGACAUGGAUGGGGUUCACCCUCUUCUUCAUCUGUGCUGCUUCUCCUGAGAGAAAAGGACUACAAAACCUCAGUAGUAUUUUCUUCCUGGCACUGGAGUAACUUCACAGGGAUGUAACUAUGGGCUGCCCUGUAAGGAACACAACCAAGUCUACCCUCCCCAUCAUUGUACUU
This is a messenger RNA of Calidris pugnax (ruff), 4750 nucleotides long. Its product is annotated as vitamin D3 hydroxylase-associated protein-like. Gene Ontology annotation, molecular function: amidase activity; fatty acid amide hydrolase activity. The transcript has 16 exons. Gene Ontology annotation, biological process: fatty acid catabolic process. Bases 2586 to 4349 code for a protein of 587 amino acids. The record is from RefSeq and is a predicted model, not a curated record. NCBI's taxonomy places the organism in Eukaryota, Metazoa, Chordata, Aves, Charadriiformes, Scolopacidae.